GUUUCGCGACUUGCAUCUUUCUGGCAAACGCAUACCAACUAUCAAUACAUCACUGUUGCAUACACAUCAUGGCUCUCGUAGGCUACUCGGAUAGCGAAGGCUCCGACUCGGAAACACCAAAUGUCGCCCCUAUUCCUGCCACGAAAGCCACAACCAAGAAGGGCAACUUCCAAAAACUUGUCGACCCGUCUGCGCCACGCAAGAUCAAGGUCGACCUGCCCACCGUACAGCCCGAAGCCGAAACAAAUGCACCUCCUGCAAAAAGAGCUCGUACUGCUGGAACCUUUGGUGGCUUCAACUCAUUCCUACCCGCACCGAAACGCGCCGCCGAUGCCAAAAAGGGCCUAGGAUCUGGUGUGAAUCUCAAGACUGGUGCCGAGCCUGCUUUUAGCAGAGAAAGAGUAGAACCUGAUCCUUCGGCUUUCACGCCAGCUUCUACGACGGCUCAAACAAAGGAUGACGUAGACACAUCAAUACCGGCUCCGUUUCAGGAUGAACCGCCGAAGGAGGUCAAGCCCAAGGGCAAUGCCAUGAAGUUCAAGCCUCUGUCUGUGGCACGGAAGAAGGCUCCCAAGAAGAACAUAAUUCCCGGCGCCACCUCCACUGCGCAAUCGCCUAUCACACCAGCGGUUCCAGAAACACCGAAAGCCUCAGCUCCGAAGCCAAAGGUGUCGCUAUUCUCAGUCACUCAAGACAACGACACACCAUCCGCUGCAGCUCCCCUAGCAGAUUACCAGCCUCUACUCGCCGAACCUGAAGUUGCCGAGACCGAGACAUUUAACUCGACCAUGGCCGCUCCACCUCCCGUUCCUGUAGAUCCGAACUCCCUCACAGCAAUUGCAGACGACCUAGGCCUCUCAGCCAACGAGCGUCGAAGACUGUUUGGACGCAACAAAGAUGCCGCCGCUUUUGCCAACGUCACACAUCUCAACAUGGAAGAAGAAUACAAUAACAACGAACAACUUCGCGCUCAAGGCGCUGCUGUCGAACACAGAGCUGUGAAAGCUGUUGCUCCUGGAAAGCACAGUCUACAGCAGCUCGUCAACUCUGCCAGUACGCAAAAGGAGGCUUUGGAAGAUGCUUGGGCCCAAGGAAGGAGGAAUAAGGCUGAGGCGGGUAGUCAUUAUGGUUUCUAGAUACUCUUAUGAUGUUACGAUCGCUCAUGAACUCAUCAAUCUUUCGUUCAUCCCAGCUCUGUGUGACAAAGUACGGACUGCUGUGCAUCGUUGGCAGAGGUCGGCUGCGUGCGCACCUGCUUCCUUUGGAAACUCUCGUCUGCCUUCCCACCAAUCUUCAUCAACCCUGAUACGCAAGCUCGAAUCUCCUUUCAACAACAAAGUGGCGAUGGUACAGUGAUCAAGACGCUGCAU
This is a messenger RNA of Aureobasidium subglaciale EXF-2481, 1370 nucleotides long. RefSeq lists its product as uncharacterized. NCBI's taxonomy places the organism in Eukaryota, Fungi, Ascomycota, Dothideomycetes, Dothideales, Saccotheciaceae. The transcript has a single exon. Bases 69 to 1136 code for a protein of 355 amino acids. Gene Ontology annotation, cellular component: nucleus. The record is from RefSeq and is a predicted model, not a curated record.